This is a messenger RNA of Cladocopium goreaui, 1158 nucleotides long. The record is from the annotation of a GenBank genome assembly. NCBI's taxonomy places the organism in Eukaryota, Dinophyceae, Suessiales, Symbiodiniaceae.
CGCGAUGCUCGCGCUUUGAGUCGCCAUGGCCCUUCGGCUAGCCUUCACAAGGCGUCACUUGCUCCGUGGCCGUCGAGUUACAGGCAGGCAUCAGGCUGCGAUCGGAGCCCGUUCGCGGAGCUUCUCCGACUUCAUCACAGCCUCGGAUGAAGGACUCGGCCGACUCAAGUUGUCCUUUGCAGCUGCUUGCCUCCCUCACCCUGACAAGGUGGACAAAGGUGGUGAAGAUGGAUACUUCGCGUGUCCAUCGAGUCGCUCCUUUGGAGUGGCCGAUGGUGUCGGAGGUUGGGCAGACAGUGGCGUAGACCCCGGGCUGUUUGCUCGGCGGCUCAUGCGCCUCUGCCUUGAGGGCAUCGGGGAUGAUGAAAGCGACCUCCAAGAGGCGCUCUUGAAGGCGACCCAACGGAUUCUAAAGGAAAAAUUGGAAGGGGGUUCAACAGCGCUGUUGGGGCAGCUCAACGGCACAACAAUGGCCAUUUUGAACUUGGGCGACUCAGGCGCCAUGCUCCUCCGCCCAGCGCUGCGAACGCCUCCGGGCUCCGAUCAGCCGCUGCUGUUUCCGCGCGUGGUCUUCAGAUCGUGUGACCAGACGCACUACUUCAAUUGCCCCUACCAGUUGGGCAGUGGCAAUGCUCCUGUAGAGGCUCCAGAUUUUAUCCGAGUGCGUGUGCGGACUGGAGAUCUGGUGGUGGCAGCCACUGAUGGAGUCUUUGACAAUCUUUUUGAUCACCAGGUGCAAGCGAUUGUGGCACAGCAACUGGGGAAAGCCUGGAGUAAAGGAGCCCCGGUGACUCCGCAUUUGAGUGGUUUGGCAACCAGUAUCGCCAAACAGGCUCAAAGAAUUGGGCAGCAAGAGGACCACAAGGACAUCAUUACGCCCUUUGCGUUGGCUGCGCAUUCCGAGGGCCUCUCCUUCAGGGGUGGAAAGUUAGAUGAUACCACUGUGGUGGUGGGAUUGGUUUGUAAUGACUCAGAUGCAGGAGAUUCUACGCUUCUGCACAACUUCUGACAGCGAAGUGACGGAAGUGACAUGUAUCACCCGGAUGGGACAAAAAUUUAAACUCUAAAGCGGCCGAUUGGCUGGUUGUCUCAAGAUUUGUUUUAUCCAUCUUGACCAAAUAAGCUCGCUUCAUUCACAAUGCUCAAAAGGAAAACAAA